This is a messenger RNA of Vitrella brassicaformis, 2056 nucleotides long. The record is from the annotation of a GenBank genome assembly. Lineage: Eukaryota; Vitrellaceae.
AUUUGAUGCCAGCAAGAGAUUGUCACCGCUCGGCCCCCGCCAUCGUGGUAGGGUGUCUCAUCUCCGUCGUCGUCCUUCGGAAUUUUUCCAGGCAAUGCCUUCAGCCCUCGAGCCUUUUUUCAGUCUUAAAUGUUGAUGGCGAAAAGGGUUGUCCGAAAGAGUGCAAAUAUGCAGAAGCCGACGACCCACACACUUCGCCUGAUCAAAGCAGCAUUCCUGGCGAGGAGAAUGCGGGGGGUUCACUUAAUGGGGCACCAAUCGACCUCACAGUACUGGACGCUUUUGUGGGGCGGCUGAACGACGAUGACCUGUUGAGGAACCAUUGUGAGCCCUACUGGGAAGAAAUGGUCCUGCAAAAAGACCCGACACUGCAAGCCCUCAACAACAUGUCUGGAUCUCACGUUUCUCUAUCGAUGCUGGCCGACCGGGCGCUGCGACUUCCAAUCCACAAAGAUACAUUAGUGCGUUUGAGUGUCGAUGAUGGACGUCUCUUCUGCCACCCGCCAUCCCGUGAUGUAGUAUCGGAGGAGCUGAAAGUUGCUUCCAUCAAAACGACCAUGGUGAGGGUUUAUUUGAACCGCCUGAGUGAGGCAGUCGGCUAUGUGAGAGAUGAGCUUAAGCUGAAGCUGAAUGGGAUCCACUUCACCGCCCAUAUGAGCGAUUGCCCCGUAAGCUACAGGAUCCACUUAGUGGCUCAAUUCACCUGGUCCUCUUCAUCAGGUCCUGUGGAAGAAUGUUGACAAUGUGAACGUGAAGGAAGAGCGGUGUGCCUAUGGGACUGCGCACUUCUUCAACGAAUCGGCGCCUCCCGCUCUCCUCUUUUCAGAUGCGGCUUCCCCUCAGUGGAACUGGGACGGUAAGCGAUCGUCUGAGGCACAGACAGGCCUUUUAUCUGCCUUGUCUGAUCCAGUUCCUGUAGUACCAUACAACAGUCACAACGACAAGGAAGAAAAUAGAGUCCGGAAGCAUCUGAGCAAGAUGUUCUACGACGAGAAUGGACAGUUCUCAGCAAAUCGAUUCGAGAGACAGUGGAGAAAGAAACGCAGUGGCUUCUUCUUUGUCGGGCGCAAAAGUGAUGCUGCGAGGCUCAUUGUGGCAUGUGAGGUCAACGCCAUCGACGCAGAGCUGUCCGAGAGCUUCUACCUUACGGAUGCUGGCAAUCCUAUUCGACAAAGGAACAACUGUACCAGCGACGCCAUGAAAUUACAGAAGUAAGCGUCCCCGGGGGGAGGGUAACCAGUGCUUUCUUGUCUGCACGUUCCACCUUCCCUCCACAGAUCCCGCGGCUGUUCUGCAUCGCAUAUUUGUCGUCAAGAAUCUACCGGCCCAGAGGAGUGGCAGGAUCUGUUGUUUCGCCACAAGUAUGUACUGGACUUCCCGGGUAAGCUAGUGCAGUCCAUAUUACAACGAUCACCGCUUUGGCUGUCACAUCAGGAUUAGGUCCUUGGAGCAUCAGGUUGCGGCAUCUGCUGCUAAAUGGGGGACUUGUAUUUCAGCAGCGUCGCGCUUUCGAGAACACGCAGUUUUUUGACGGUCCCCUUAAGCGAUAUGGUGUUCUUAUUCCCUUCUCUGAGGGGAAUGAGCUAGUGGAAAAAGUUCGGUGGUUUCAGGAGCACGAUGAGGUGGCGAAGAAGGCCGCAUGGGCAGCGCACACUUUUGCAUGGAACUGCCUCUCACCCGAAGGGAUCCGGCAGUUUCUAAUCCACCUUCUCUUGAGACUUGGACAUAUAGGCGAAUCGUGGGAGAAUGCGGCGAAGGCGGAGAGACAGCUUUCGGGGACAAGUGAAAGCGACGAGAAAACUGCCGAAGAGCAGCAUGCAAGCACGGCCGGGUUACAUGUGGACCUCACCGACAAGGACGGUGUCAAAAGGGUUGUCGAUUUGUGCUCCAAGGGUCAUGUUGACUAAAAUGGGAUUUCAUCCGCGUUCGCGUGUUUGCAUAGUUUUGCUGAUCUACGAUACGUAGAUGUCUCGGGAUCUCGACUGGACCCUCGCGACUCGUAAAAUCCCGCCUAUAAUGUUUGUACUGUGCCGAGUGUCUUCUACGGGUUGAUAUA